GUACAUUGUAGUUCGCUAGAAGUAAUAGUGUUCUGUGUUGUAGGUACAUGUGGUUCGAGCAUUGAGGACUGAGGUUUCAUCGGAAAUUCUCUUCAACUUGCAAUUAGCUUUCCCACUUAAAAUUCAGAAAAAAUAUUGCUUAGCAGCAAAAGAAUAACGGGUCAAACUAUUUUAUAACGAUAAAGUUUUCACGUUUUGCUUCCAGUAUUCAACCAUGACUGAAGAAAAAGAAAUACCGACUGAAAAUAAUGGACAAGAAAAUAAUCCGAGCGAGGGAAGUGAAGAGAUUACAGAUCUUGAACAUUCUAUAAUUCGUCAAGUGGAAUAUUACUUUGGUGAUUCAAAUUUGCCAAGAGAUAAGUUUCUUCGAGAUCAAGUACAGCUUGAUGAUGGAUGGAUACCCUUAGAAAUUCUCCUCAAGUUCAAUCGUCUGGCUAAGCUGUCUAAUGAUCAUGACAUAAUAGUUAAUGCCCUUGGUAAAUCAAGAUCCGGUCUGUUGGAGAUUUCAGAUGACAACAAAAAAAUCCGUAGAAACCCUGAAUUGCCAGUGCCAGAGAUGAAUGAAGAACGAAGAAAGGAUUUGACUGCUCGCACUAUCUAUGCCAAGGGAUUUCCAAAAGAUGCUGUUCUGGAUGAUAUACUAAAGUACCUAAAACAAUUUGAAGAAAUUGAGAAUGUUAUCAUGAGAAAAUAUCAAGACAGACAGACCAAAAAUAAAAUUUUCAAAGGAUCUAUUUUCAUUACCUUCAAGACUAAAGAACAUGCUACAAAAUUAAUUGAGAGUAAGGGCUUGAAGUACAAUGACACAGAGUUAUUAAUACUUUGGCAAGAUAAUUAUUUACAGCAGAAACAAGAAGAGUAUGCUGCUCAUAAAGAAAAGAAACAGAAAAAAACACAAAAAGGGGAGGAGAAGGGUGAAAAGGAUGAUUUCAAACUACCCACUGGCACAGUGUUGUUCUUUAAUGAAGGUAGUGACAACCUCACCCGAGAGAAAAUAAAAGAUGCACUAACGGCACUAGGUGGUGAAGUAGCAUAUAUUGAUUUUAACCAAGGUGAUACCCAAGGUUGGGUGCGAUUCAGCAAAGAAAAUGCAGCGAAGGAGCUCUCAGAAAAAUUCACAGAUGGAAAAGUCAAAAUAGAUGAGAAAGAAAUCCCAUUCAAGUUGCUUGAAGGUGAUGAAGAGACAGCAUAUUUAGAAAAAACUGUUGAAGAAAUGGCCAAACGCCGUAAGAACAUGAAAAACUUUAAGAAUAGAGGAAAUAACAGGGGAAAGAACUUUAGAGGAAAGGGUAGGAAACGGAGGCAAGACGACAACGGUGGCGGCCCUCCGUCUAAAGUUAAAGCUGAUAGUUAAAUAUAAUAAAAACCUUUGAAAUAUAUUUUUUAGUGGUGCUUACCUAUAAGAAUACUGUUUGUGUACAUUUUAAAUUUGAAAUUUAAAAUAUAACACUUUAUUCAACAUUAAAGUUUAACUUUCUAUGUUAUAUCUAUAAUAGAAUAGGUCUGUAUUAUUACUAGUACUAUUGAAAUGGCUCGUACAUAAACUCAUAAACGCGUUGCCGCGAUUUCUGAAGUAUUUAGUAUUUAGAUUAGCAUUGCUAGCAAGUCCUAUUAGUGUUUAAUAAAGUAGUAAAAGAACUUUUUACCAAAUCGAAACAAUUUUAAGUUCAGGUUGAAAAAUAGAUUUUUGUAUCUUGCUGUUAAAAUAUAAGGUUUUUUAUUCCAUGUAAAAUA
Pieris brassicae (large cabbage white) is the source of this 1734-nucleotide messenger RNA. RefSeq names its product la protein homolog (gene La). Gene Ontology annotation, cellular component: ribonucleoprotein complex; cytoplasmic stress granule; nucleus. The coding region runs from base 215 to 1354 and encodes 379 amino acids. The transcript has 7 exons. The record is from RefSeq and is a predicted model, not a curated record. Gene Ontology annotation, biological process: positive regulation of translation; RNA processing. Gene Ontology annotation, molecular function: RNA binding. NCBI's taxonomy places the organism in Eukaryota, Metazoa, Arthropoda, Insecta, Lepidoptera, Pieridae.